Molecule: messenger RNA, 2860 nt
Organism: Pollicipes pollicipes
Lineage: Eukaryota; Metazoa; Arthropoda; Thecostraca; Pollicipedomorpha; Pollicipedidae
Product: H(+)/Cl(-) exchange transporter 7
Exons: 21
Coding region: 83-2860 (925 amino acids)
Biological process (GO): chloride transport; transmembrane transport
Cellular component (GO): lysosomal membrane; intracellular membrane-bounded organelle
Molecular function (GO): chloride transmembrane transporter activity
Source: RefSeq, a predicted model, not a curated record
UACGCAAGAGACAAAACGCUUGCUUGCUGGGAAUAGUGGCGUAUGAAUAAUAGACACAUCCAUGGGUGGCUGACCUAACAAGAUGCCACGGCCAACAUACCAGCCACUGGAUGACUCAGCAGAGGUGGACCCUCUGCCUGUGGCUGGUCCAUCUGCAGCAGCAUUUUCAGGCAACAGGGACAUCAUCAGAGACAGAGCUGGUGCUGCUACAGCUCUGGCAGAGGGUGCGGCAAUCUCCGUGAACAAUGACGGCGGGACCGAGGCCGGAGCGGAGGCCGCCCCCGCACGAGACCGUCGGAGGCGGCGUCCCCGGCGGAAGCGCUCCGUGCCGCCACAAGACCCCAUCAUCGUCGACACCGAGUACAAGACCGGACACUACAUCGACGGAGCCUACGAGAGCCUCGACUAUGAGGUGGUGCACAGUAAGAUGAACGUCAUCAACCGGCUCAUCAUCUCGUCUUACGGCACCGUCUGGGUACAGAUCAGCCGGCUGCUGGCUUGCUGCAUCAUCGGCUCCAUGACGGCACUCUGCGCGGUCUGCCUCAGCGUAGCCAUCGAACAGACUGCCAAGCUCAAGUUCAGCCUCGUCAAACACUACCUCUACCACUGCGAAGGCUGGCGCUGCAUGGUCGUCCCGUUCUCCAUCUGGCUGGCUUUCAACCUCUUCUUCGGCGGCGUCGCCUUCUACAUGGUGUACUUGGAGCCGGUGUCGAUCGGCAGCGGCAUUCCGCAGAUCAAAUGCUACCUGAACGGCGUCAAGAUCCCACGUUGCGUCCGCCUCAAGACGCUGUUCGCCAAACUGGUGGGGGUGUACGGCUCAGUGAUGGCCGGUCUACCCGUCGGCAAGGAAGGCCCCAUGAUCCACUCUGGCGCCGUGAUCGCGGCCGGCUUCUCCCAGGGCAAGUCAUCGACGCUGAAGUUCACCACGCCGCUGUUCAAGUUCUUCCGGGAGGACCACGAGAAGCGCGACUUCGUGGCCUGCGGCACGGCUGCCGGCGUGGCAGCGGCGUUCGGCGCACCCGGAGGCGGUGUGAUGUUCGCCAUCGAGGAGGGCGCCAGCCACCUGCACCAGGACCUGCUCUGGCGCUUCCUCUUCACCUCGUUCCUGGCCACCUUGGUGCUGAAGCAGCUGCUGAGCGUGGUGUACGGACACCCAGGUGAGCUGCUGUUCAGCGGCCUGCUUGACUUCGGCGCGUUCGGCGAGGGACGCAUCGACGCCAUCGGGUACGAGGGCGCCGCUUACGGCCUGAUGGCCAUCGUGCUGGGCCUGCUCGGCGCCCUUUUCGUCUUCCUCAACGUCCGCAUCAGCCUCGUGAGGCGCAGGUGCCUUACCAGCUGGCCGCUGCGGCUGGCGGAGGUUCUGCUCGUGUCCACCUGCAUGGUGCUGAUGGUGGCCCACCUGGUGAUGGUGACCGGGGAGUCACAGCUGUACGGACACAGCAUCGACGCCUUCAUCCUGCGGUGUCGCCUGACGCCGGACGUGCUGGGCAUGACGGACCUGCUGCUGCAGACGCCCGAGGCCAGCCUGCGCAGCCUGCUCCACUGCAAGCCCGGCACCUACCACGUGCUGCCGAUGGGCCUGUUCGCCGUUUACUACUACGUGUUCACGCUGUGGACGUACGGCCUGCCGGUGCCCAGCGGCGUGUUCAUCCCGUCGCUGGUGGCGGGCGCCGCCUUCGGCCGCUUCUUCGCCGUCCUCCUGUUGACCUACCUGCCGGAGGCGGAUUGGGUGGACCCGGGCAAGUUUGCCCUGUUCGGCGCGGCAGCCAUGCUGGGAGGUGUGGUGAGGAUGGCCAUCUCGCUCACCUUCAUCAUCGUGGAGGCGGCCGGCGUCAUCAGCUUCGGGCCCGUGCUCAUGUUCGUCCUCAUCAUCUCCAAAUACGUCGCCGACUGUUUUAAUGAGAGUCUGUACGACGCGCAUAUCGAGCUGGACGGCAUCCCGCUGCUGAGCUGGCGGCCGCCACCCGAGAGCGAGCACGUGCUCGUCACAGACGUGAUGGCCGCCCCCGUCCGCUGCGUGCACACCUGCGAGACGGCCGGCGCCAUCUACGAUCUGCUCGACUCGUGCGCGCACAACGGCUUCCCGGUGGUGGACCCGCCGGCGCCCGGUGAGGAGAGCGACGAGGCGCCGCCGCCGCUGGAGCCGUGCCACUCCGACUGCUCGGACCAGGAGGCGAGCCCGGCGCCGGAGCGGGCGGCGCGCGCCGUGCACGGGCGCUGCGCCCACCACGGCCGGUACCGCGGCCUCAUCCUGCGCUCCCAGCUCGUCGAGAUCCUCAAGCACAAGGUGUACCUGGAAGAGGUGCGCAGCAGGGGCGCCGUGCUCUACAACGAAGAUUACCCGCGCUAUCCGUCGCACACGGAGGUACACCUGUCGGCUGACGAGCGGCGCAUGCACGUCGACCUGGCGCACUACAUGAACCCCGGCUGCACGGUGGUGCUGCAGUCGGCUAACCUGCCGCGCGUCUACGCGGUGUUUCGCGCCCAGCUGCUCCGCCACAUGGUGGUGGUGAACAACUCGAACCAGGUGAUCGGCAUGGUGACGCGUAAGGACCUGGCCCGCUACCGCGCCGGCGGUCCCAUCUGGCGGCGCGCCGUGCACCGGCUGCCGGUGAGGCGGCCCCGACCGCCGGCCACCGCCGCCCAAGGGUGCUCGUGCGGCGAGCAGUCCGGUCCGAGCGCCGCCGUCCAUCACGAGGACGUGCACUUUGGCCGGACACCGCUGGCGGAUGUCGACCCGGGCUUCACGCUGCGUGUGCGGUUUGGUCGAGCUGACUGUCCGCUGAGCGAGGCGGACAGCGCCGCCGACAAGCUGCCAGACUGCGAUAAACAGCUGAAACCGAACGCUACAGAGAGGUGA